Fusarium fujikuroi IMI 58289 is the source of this 552-nucleotide messenger RNA. RefSeq lists its product as uncharacterized. Bases 1 to 552 code for a protein of 183 amino acids. The transcript has a single exon. NCBI's taxonomy places the organism in Eukaryota, Fungi, Ascomycota, Sordariomycetes, Hypocreales, Nectriaceae. The record is from RefSeq and is a predicted model, not a curated record.
AUGUCGGAAACAAGUGCCAUGACGAACCUCACAAAUGCCCUCAAGCAAGAUGGCUCUGCUGUUCAUGUCAUCCGGCUUCUCGGGAUAUUCCCCGAGUUCAAUCCCCAUCGCGUGCCCACGAAUUUGGGGCCAGGAACCCUGCCUAUUGAACAUCCGAUUGCGAAGCGUAUCUUGGAUGAAAGUGGACUUCCAGUCACGUAUAUCAACUCUGGGGCUUCCUUCAUCGAUAAUCUAUGGUUACAGAUCCAGCCCGUCCUGCUGCACAAGAAAUUCAUCUGGCCAGAGCAUCGUGUGCCAUUUCUCGACCCGCGCGACGUCGCCGAGGUCGCUGGGCGUUUGUUUCUCUCAGACAAUACCAAACAUAUAGGUGCAUUCCACACCAUGAACAAUGGGCAUGACUGGCUGAGCUUUGAAGAAGUGGCGGGUAUUCUCAGUGGAGAAUUGGGUGAGCCGAUUGCCUUUGACGGAAGCUACGAGGGCUUCAUGGAGUUCUGGGGCCCUAGGAUGGGAAAGAAGGCAGAGCGACUAUGGAAUUUCUUCAAGUUCGAAUAG